AUCAAAUUUUUCUCAUUAACAAACCCACCAUUUUGUUGUAUCCAAUGACGUGGUCCAAUGGGGGAAGAGCUUCCGUUUUUCUGCAACUCCAAUGGUCCAACUAUGGUGGGAGGGAAGCCAUUAUAAAUUAAGCCCUUCAGAAAGCCAACUCUCUACCUCUCAUCAUCACUCUGGUGAUUCAUAUCAACCACUCUCCCUCUCACUCUCUCUCUCUCUCUCUCUCUCUCUCUCUCUCUCUCUCUCUGAGCAAAGAACUAGAGAGACCCAUUUCCUCUUCUCCACCAAGAAAUCUGAAACUUUCAACUCUUCAUUGGUUCUUCUUGUUGGUGUUCCUGUGUUGGGUCUUGCUAGUUCAAUUGCAAUUGAGGCUAUUAGAUUUCCAAUGGCUCUGUCAUCGUUUUCCUUCCCUGGUCAUCUACUUAGAGAAUUAGCUACAGAUCCCCUCAGACCCACUUCUAGCUCUUAUCAUCUGUUCAGGGGAGCAGAUCUGCAGAACCCAAAUCAGAACAGGCUUACCCAGGUCGGAAAUCUCUUUAUCUAUAUCUCUACAGUAAUUAGAAUGCUAGCCAACCAAACCACAUUGUUGAAUGGAGAAUAUGGAAGGAAUUCAGAAUUUUGGGCCAAGAAAAGGUGGGGUGGUGUAUGUGCAUCACUAUCAGAGAAAGGAGAGUAUCACUCAGAGAGACCACCAACUCCUCUUUUGGACACUAUUGAUUUUCCAAUCGACAUGAAAAAUCUAUCAAUUAAGGAACUUGAACAACUCGCUGAUGAGCUACGUUCCAGUGUCAUCUUCGACGUUUCUGCCACCGGAGGUCACCUGGGUUCAAACCUUGGAGUGGUUGAGCUUACAGUGGCUCUCCAUUACGUCUUUGAUGCUCCCCAGGAUAAGAUACUAUGGGAUGUGGGUCACCAGACUUAUCCACACAAAAUCCUGACUGGGAGGAAAGGUAAGAUGCAAACUAUACGUCAGACAGAUGGGCUAUCGGGAUUCACCAAACGCUCCGAGAGCGAAUAUGAUUGCUUCGGUGUUGGUCACAGUUCAACCAGUAUCUCUGCUGCCUUGGGGAUGGCUGUUGCAAGGGAUCUGAAGGGGGGAAAGAACCAUGUAGUUGCAGUUAUAGGGGAUGGUGCCAUGACUGCAGGCCAAGCUUAUGAAGCCAUGAACAAUGCUGGGUACCUAGACUCAGACAUGAUUGUGAUCCUCAAUGACAACAAACAGGUUUCCCUACCAACUGCUUCUCUUGAUGGCCCUAUACCACCUGUAGGAGCUUUGAGCAGUGCACUCAGUAGGUUGCAGUCCAGUAGGCCCUUUAGACAACUAAGGGAAGCUGCCAAGGGAGUUACAAAGCAGAUUGGUAGGCCAAUGCAUGCACUAGCAGCAAAAGUUGAUGAAAAUGCCCGUGGGAUGAUCAGUGGAUCCAGUUCAUCACUCUUCGAGGAGCUUGGUCUCUAUUAUAUUGGGCCUGUUGAUGGCCACAACAUAGAUGAUCUUGUGUCCAUUCUUGGAGAAGUUAAGAGAACUCAAUCAACAGGUCCUGUACUCAUCCAUGUUGUGACUCACAAAGGUCGAGGAUAUCCAUACGCAGAGAAAGCUGCGGAUAAGUACCAUGGUGUUACUAAGUUUGAUCCAGCAACUGGAAAGCAGUUCAAAGCUCCUGUUCCUACUAAAUCUUACACCACAUAUUUUGCGGAGGCUUUAAUUGCAGAAGCAGAGGUGGACAGAGACAUUGUUGCUAUACAUGCUGCAAUGGGAGGAGGGACAGGCCUGAAUCUAUUCCUCCGCCACUUCCCAACGAGAUGCUUUGAUGUUGGCAUAGCAGAACAGCAUGCGGUCACUUUUGCUGCAGGCCUAGCCUGUGAAGACCUUAAACCAUUCUGUGCUAUCUACUCAUCCUUCAUGCAGAAAGCAUAUGAUCAAGUGAUUCAUGAUGUGGACUUGCAGAAAUUGCCAGUGAGGUUUGCAAUGGACCGAGCCGGGUUGGUUGGUGCCGAUGGGCCAACACAUUCAGGUUCAUUUGAUGUAACUUACAUGGCAUGCCUUCCAAACAUGGUGGUGAUGGCUCCUUCAGACGAGGCAGAGCUUCUCCAUAUGGUUGCAACUGCUGCUGCCAUAGAUGAUCGACCCAGUUGCUUCCGAUAUCCAAGAGGAAACGGAAUUGGUGUUCAGCUGCCACCGGGGAACAAGGGUACCCCUCUGGAGGUUGGCAAGGGCCGAAUUUUGAUUGAGGGUGAGAGAGUGGCACUUUUGGGCUAUGGAACAGCGGUUCAAAGCUGUUUAGCUGCAGCGUCUUUACUGGAACGUCAUGGCUUACGGUUGACAGUUGCAGAUGCACGCUUCUGCAAGCCACUUGAUUGUGCCCUCAUUCAAAACCUGGCUAAAUCUCAUGAAAUUCUGAUCACAGUGGAGGAAGGAUCAAUUGGAGGGUUUGGGUCUCAUGUUGCUCAGUUCUUAGCCCUCAAUGGAUUUCUUGACGGAGGAACAAAGUGGAGACCGCUAGUUCUGCCCGAUCGGUACAUUGAGCAUGGAUCACCAUCUGAUCAGAUGGCUGAAGCUGGCCUCACACCAUCUCAUAUCGCUGCAACUGUAUUCGACACACUCGGAUUAACCAGAGAGGCCCUGGAGGUCAUUUGGUGAUCACCCACCAAAUAUAGAAAAUGGAAUUACAGUGUACACUGAUUGUCUGAAGAAAAAGGGAAGUUUUAGCAAUAAAGAAGAUUUAGCUGAA
Molecule: messenger RNA, 2726 nt
Organism: Macadamia integrifolia
Lineage: Eukaryota; Viridiplantae; Streptophyta; Magnoliopsida; Proteales; Proteaceae
Product: probable 1-deoxy-D-xylulose-5-phosphate synthase, chloroplastic
Exons: 10
Coding region: 92-2635 (847 amino acids)
Biological process (GO): chlorophyll biosynthetic process; terpenoid biosynthetic process
Cellular component (GO): chloroplast
Molecular function (GO): 1-deoxy-D-xylulose-5-phosphate synthase activity
Source: RefSeq, a predicted model, not a curated record